AGGGACUCGCGCCCUCCAGGACUCAGCCAGCCGCGGGGGCGCCUUCCCCGCACGCCUCUGCCGCCUGUAGGACGCGGGCGGGAGCGCCCCGGGCUGGGUUCGCGGUUUCGCACUCCUGCCGCCGGCGCCCCGCGGUCCCGCCCUAGCAGGCUCCCUCCCGCGCCCCUCCCCGCCCGCUCCCUCCGCGCUCUCGCUGCCCAGCCACAUCUUCCUCUGCCUUCCACCCCGAGGGACCAUGUCGAGGCUCAGCUGGGGAUACCGGGAGCACAAUGGUCCUAUUCACUGGAAGGAAUUUUUCCCUAUUGCUGAUGGUGAUCAGCAAUCUCCGAUUGAGAUUAAAACCCAAGAAGUGAAAUAUGACUCUUCCCUCCGACCACUUAGUAUCAAGUAUGACCCAAGCUCAGCUAAAAUCAUCAGCAACAGCGGCCAUUCCUUCAAUGUUGACUUUGAUGACACAGAGGACAAAUCAGUUCUGCGUGGUGGUCCUCUCGCUGGAAGCUACAGGUUACGGCAGUUUCACCUUCACUGGGGGUCUGCUGAUGACCACGGCUCCGAGCACAUAGUAGAUGGAGUGAGCUAUGCUGCAGAGCUCCAUGUUGUUCACUGGAAUUCAGACAAAUACCCCAGCUUUGUUGAGGCAGCUCAUGAACCAGAUGGACUGGCUGUCUUGGGAGUGUUUUUACAGAUUGGUGAACCUAAUUCCCAACUGCAAAAGAUUACUGACAUUUUGGAUUCCAUUAAAGAAAAGGGUAAACAAACUCGAUUCACAAAUUUUGACCCAUUAUCUCUGCUUCCACCGUCCUGGGACUACUGGACAUAUCCUGGUUCUCUUACAGUUCCACCUCUUCUUGAGAGUGUCAUAUGGAUUGUUUUAAAGCAACCGAUAAACGUCAGCUCUCAACAGCUGGCCAAAUUCCGCAGUCUCCUGUGCACAGCCGAGGGUGAAGCAGCAGCUUUUCUGGUGAGCAAUCACCGCCCACCGCAACCUCUGAAGGGCCGCAAAGUGAGAGCCUCUUUCCGUUAAAAAUUGUCACCAAUGAACUCCCCCAAACAUGACUGUGGAGAGACAAUGAAACAAACCAAAACACAACACAGAAGUCUCUGCCAACAACUCCUUUGUAGAAUUCUAAUUUAUAGGAACCAUUUUACUAUGAGCUUCAGUGUCACAAAGAACACCAGAUCUCUCUCUCUCUCUUUUUGUAAUUUUUUUAGUGAUAGGGUCUCACUCUGUCACCCAGGCUGGAGUGCAGUGGUACCAUCUUGGCUAAUUGUAGCUACCAACUCCUGGACUCAAGUGAUCCUCCCACCUCAGCCUCCAGAGUACGUAGGACCCAGCAUGCCUGGCUAAUUUUUUUUUUUUUUUUUUUUUUUUUAGAAAUGGGGUCUUGCUAUGUUGCCCAGGCUGGUCUCCAGCUCCUGGCCUCAAGUGAGCCUCCUGCCUUGGCCUCUCAAAGUGCUAGGAUUUCAGGCCUGGGCCAUCAAGCCCAGCUGGCUUAGAUCUCUUUACUAACUUACUGUUUCAUAUUUGCACUCAUGGAUAUUCACAGUAAGCAUUGUUUGACGUAUAUUAAAAGCCAUGAAAUAUGUCUACUUCAACCUGCAUGAAAAUAUGGUUAACAUUGCAAACUUCAGAAUGUAUUAAAAAUUUUACCUGGCCAUAGAGACUGAAUUAGUCACAGCUCUCAGUGAUGUUAGGUGGAAACUUACAUCUGAAAUGAUAGGAUUGUGAUACUUUUUUUUGAAACAAGUGAUUCUGCUUAAUAUUUUGUUGUUAUUCCAAUUCAUAAAAAGUAGAUUAUGUUUUCCUAUAAGGAUAAUUUUUGCAGUGAUUAUGUUGCUAACUCUCAUUGCAUGAUACCUUUAAUAAAAUGCACAAUAUAAGAGUUAAGGGCAAUGGGAUAAAGCUACUUAAUGUGUCUCCUCCACUGAUCAAAAAUAUUCCUUAUGGUCUUGGUGAGGAAUUCCUCAGGGUAUAAAUGGCUAUUUACACUGUAAUGAAUUAUACCAUAUAUAAUAUUCACUCAGUAAUGUUAAUAAUGAACUGGCUAAUAGCUGACAAAAUGCAAUGCCUGCCAGUUUAUGACAUUAACAUGGUUUGAAACUAACAUAUAACAUAGUACCAGUGCAGUCACAGCUGCCCUCAGGCAUGAUGAACACAUUGCCCAUUUUUGCCUGGUGUUUUGGCAGCAAAGCAGAACGCAAUCUUGUGUGGGUCAUUAUUCUGUCAAUUUGUGGAAAAAAUUACUUCAGUCUCCUAUAAAUAUAUAAUGGGUCCGUAAGCCCUUCAACCCAUUUCCAUGGCAAAACUCACUUUUCCUUUUAUGCGUGUCCCUCCGUCUCUUAAUUUUGUCAGGUGGAGCUUGAUCUUAAUUUUAACCUAUUAUCCUUUUUUUUGUUUGUUUUUGGUGGGGGAUAAGAGUAGUGUUUCUUUUGCUCUUUCUGGUACAAACGGAGGGACACUAAGCAUUAAUUUAAUAACCACAUUUAAGACUUGAACACAUGCUAUACUUUUGUCAUCCUCUAACAUAAGUUUACCUGAGUUCCCUUGAUUUUGAUGAUUUGUUUCUUAUAUCUCUCUUCCUCUGGAUGUAGCUUUUUUUUUUUUUUUUGACUGAGUCUUACUCUGUCACUGAGGCUGAAGUAUAAUGGCAUGAUCUCGGCUCACUGCAACCUCCACCUCCCGGGUUCAAAUGAUUCUCCUGCCUCAGCCUCUUUAGUGGCUGGGAUGACAGGCACAUGCCACCACACCCGGCUAAUUUUUGUGUUUUUAGUAGAGAUGGGGGUUUGCAGUGUUGGCCAGGUUGGUCUCAAACUCCUGACCUCAAGUGAUCUGCCUGCCUCAGCCUCUCAAAUUGCUGGAAUUACAGGCAUAAGCCACCAUGCCUGGCUUGAAUGUAGAUUUUAAUAAUUGACCUUAUCCUGCAAUGUUGAUAGAGUAACUGAAUAUCAGUAAAUUGUGUAACAGUGAUGGAUACUGUUGCAUAAGGUGAGCUCCCUAAGAGUGAAGCUAAUACUUUGGUCAAUGUUCUUUCCCCCUUGGUGUCUAGUCUAAGGCUUUUAGAAGAUUGAUCUGUAGCGAUUAUUUAAUGAAUCAAAUAUUUAAAAAAAAUUUAUUUGCUGUCUUUGGUAAUUAUCUCUCUGGUUGAAAUCAAAUGUACUGUAAGUUAAUAUAACAAGUAAAAUACAUUCUCUUUUGAAAAUAGUUUCUUUUUAAAGGGAUACUAAUUAAUUGUAACUUGUAAAACUAAAAGUUCUAAUGGUUUCUAAAAGCCAGUGUUGAGUGGAAAAGUGUUUCUUUAGUUUGGAAAGACCUGUGAAGUGUCCCAGUCAGAGAAAGAACCUGUUUUCUCGAAGAAUGUAAGUUACUAUAUCUGGAGGGGCAUGUAGGACAGGGGUUCUAAUUACUGUCUGUGAGAGUUACUACUUUGUAACUUAUAGUUUCUGCUGCAACUAUAUGUUGGUUCUGUAUUAUAAAUUGCACCUUAAUAGACCAAAAAUAUCUAUACAGCACUGAUUUCCUUGAAUAUUGUGUGUUAACUGAUAUAUCUCCUAGAGGCAAAAGGUUUAAAUGUGUGUUAAAAUGGUUAUAUUGCUUCCUUUUUAAACAAAUUAAAAAGUUGUAAAUACUAGUGUAGAUCUCUUUUGUUUACCACAGCAAAUAUUGAUUUUAUGAUUGUUAAGCAUUUCAUAUUUUACUUUAAAUUGGAUUCAACCACAAUAAAGAAAAUGAGACAAGCUUU
Cercocebus atys (sooty mangabey) is the source of this 3740-nucleotide messenger RNA. RefSeq names its product carbonic anhydrase XIII (gene CA13). Lineage: Eukaryota; Metazoa; Chordata; Mammalia; Primates; Cercopithecidae. Gene Ontology annotation, molecular function: carbonate dehydratase activity; zinc ion binding. Bases 236 to 1024 code for a protein of 262 amino acids. The record is from RefSeq and is a predicted model, not a curated record. The transcript has 7 exons. Gene Ontology annotation, cellular component: cytoplasm.